Messenger RNA from Microthlaspi erraticum, 1800 nucleotides. NCBI's taxonomy places the organism in Eukaryota, Viridiplantae, Streptophyta, Magnoliopsida, Brassicales, Brassicaceae. The record is from the annotation of a GenBank genome assembly.
AUGCUGGAAAUUGGAAGGUCAAAUUCUCUCUUCUUUCGUACGAACACUACUUGUAAUAACCUUCUCCGAGAGCUUCAGCAAAUAUGGGUUGAAAUUGGCGAGAGUGAAGCUGAGAAAGACAAGAUGCUGAUGGAAUUGGAGAGAGAAUGUCUUCAAAUCUAUCAAAGAAAAGUCGACGAGGCUGCAAAUUCCAAGGCACGGCUUCAUCAGUCUGUUGCAUCUAUAGAAGCUGAAGUUGCUUCUCUAAUGGCUGCUCUUGGAGUCUUAAACAUCAACUCACCGAUAAAAGUGGAUAGAGGAUCAAAAUCAUUGAAAGAGAAGCUUGCAGCUGUGACUCCUCUAGUUGAGGACUUGAGAAUCCAAAGAGAAGAGAGAGUGAAACAGUUUUCCGACAUAAAGGCCCAAAUUGAGAAGAUUAGUGGUGAAAUCUCAGGAUACAGUGAGAAUCUUAACUUAACUCUCCAAGAACAAGACUUGACGCUAAGGAAACUUAACGAGUACCAAACACAUCUCCGCACGCUUCAAAAGGAUAAGUCUGAUCGCCUCAACAAAGUAUUGGGUUAUGUCAACGAGGUGCACACACUCUGCGGUGUUUUGGGGGUUGACUUUAGUCAAACAGUUUGUGAGAUUCAUCCAAGCUUGCAUAGGACAGACAAGGAGCAGUCUACAAACAUUAGUGAUAACACAUUGGAGGGGCUAGAGCAAAUGAUUCAAAAGCUUAAAACUGAAAGAAGAGCCAGAUUUCAAAAGCUGAAGGAUGUAGUGGCCUCACUUUUCGAGCUAUGGAAUCUAAUGGACACACCACAAGAAGAGAGAACUAAGUUUGGAAGAGUUACUUAUUUCGUAAGAUCAUCUGAUUCUACUAUCACUGAGCCGGAGAUCCUUUCCACUGAGACAAUUGAACAGGUGUCUGCGGAAGUGGACAGUCUCAGUAAGCUGAAAGCUAGCAAAAUGAAGGAGCUUGUGAUGAAACGAAGGUCAGAGUUAGAGGAUCUCUGCAGACUAACUCACAUUCAACCUGACACAAGCACUUCAGCCGAGAAGUCAAGUGCAUUGAUAGAUUCUGGGUUAGUGGACCCUUCAGAGCUUCUUGCAAACAUCGAAGCGCAGAUAAACAAAAUCAAAGACGAAGCACAGAGCCGGAAAGAUAUCAUGGACAGGAUUGACCGUUGGCUUUCCGCAUGUGAAGAAGAAAACUGGUUGGAAGAAUAUAAUCUGGAUGAGAACCGGUAUAGCGCUGGGAGAGGUGGACAUGUAAACCUCAAGCGUGCAGAAAGAGCUCGUGUUACAAUCAAUAAGAUCCCUGCAAUGGUUGACAAUCUUAUUAAGAAAACACAAGUUUGGGAAGACGAAACACACAAGUCAUUUCUAUAUGAUGGUGUUCGAUUGGUUAACAUACUAGAAGACUAUAAACUGACAAGGAAACAACAGGAAGAGGAAAAGAAAAGAUACAGGGAUCAAAAGAAGAGACAGGAUCUCCUGCUAACUCAAAGGGAAUCCAUUUACGGAUCGAAACCGAGUCCAAGAAGAAGCAGCAGCUUCAGGAAGCCUAAUGGUUUCAGCAUUAGCAAUGGGAAUGGCUCAGUGCCUCCCACGCCUCGUAGAAGCUCAACUCCUGACGUUCUUCUGACACCGAGAUCCUACUCUGGUCAUCAUCACCGCCAAAACGGGUAUUUUAAAGAAGUUAGGAGACUCACUUCUACUCCUUUGAACUUUGUGGCUAUACAAAAGGAAGACACAGUUUCUACUACCUACACAUCCAUUUACAGCUCUGAGCCGGACUCUCCUCUCCAAGGCUGA